CCAGAUAAAUAACGGGGCGGGCCGGUUCUAAAGAUUGUAGAAAACGGGCCCCCGGCCCGGACCGUUGGUCUACUGUGAUUACGGUCUCUUUUAUUAUUAGAAUUCGACCCUCACUGUCACUCACCCUUUUAUUAUCAGGAUUCAGACCUAAUUCGAUCUCUCCGCCUCCAUCGAUCUCUCCGCUCUCCCGAUCUCUCUCGAUCUCAUCCCUCUCGAUCUCCUCUCUCUCGAUCUCUUCCCUCUCGAUCUCCUUCUUCUCGAUCUCUCUCUCUCUCAGUCUUUCUUUCUCUCUCUCUCUCCCAUCUCACCUACCCUAAACCUUCACAAGCAGCCGUAAACCAGGCAUAUACCUAGCUCACCCGCCGUAAACCAUCUGCGCCAGCCACAAAGCAUCACCAGCUGCGACUUUGUCUCUGAUCUGUUUAAAUUUUCAGGAUCAUAUUGUACCGGUUGUAUCCUCGAUUUUCUUACGCAGGCUGCUUCUUCCUGGGGUUCAUCAUAAUAUUGCUUUGCGCUCAACCUUGCUGGAUUAUAACAGGCACUGGAGUGAUUCAGAUUUCCAUUCUCUAACCGCCGAUAUGUUGAAGAAGGAAAUUCUUUCCCUGAUUGAACAUGAGGGUGUUAGUGAUAAUUCAACGUCAAUAUUGUGCUGUUGGAAAAAAUUCUGUUCUCCCUACUUCCAAAAUUGGUGCAAGAGCAAUGCACUAUGUGGCUUGCUUUUUGGAUUCCUACAGGGGUAGUUUUGGAUUGAUCAGAAAGAACUCAGUAUCUCUUUUUCGUUGUUCGGAGAAUAUUGAGCGGCUUAUUAAUGGUAUCUCAGGUACUUCUGGUGAUCUCAUCCAUCUUGUUACCAUGGAGGCGGGUUUAAUUCUUCAAUUAGAGGUGCUCGUUAAAAUGCUUAGAUGUGUUGUUAAUGUCAGCCAACAAUUGGGAAAAACAGCUUCUGCUAUAUUUUAUGAAUCAUUAGUUAGUGCACCACUCGUUAUCUCAGCUGAGGAAAUUACUCAUCGCCUUUUUGAAGAAUUUAGAAUCUGGAUAUGGUUCAACGGUAGCAAUGCUUCAUGUAUCAGAGCAUGGACCUGAUGUUGCUUUGGAGAGAAACCUGGCUGAUAAAAAAAAAAUUGAGGAAAUUUUCUAUUGGCAUGCUGUUAUCUC
Malus domestica (apple) is the source of this 1155-nucleotide messenger RNA. The record is from RefSeq and is a predicted model, not a curated record. Lineage: Eukaryota; Viridiplantae; Streptophyta; Magnoliopsida; Rosales; Rosaceae.